AUGGGAGAUCUCAAACUUGUCCAGGAGGCAUUCGAUGCAGCCGGCGACUUUUUGAGCCCCGUGCUAAAUCGAGAGGAAAUCCAAAAGUCCCAGGGAAGGUCACUGCUCGAGAUCUUGAACCGGACCUCGGAACUCUCGAGAUCCGAUGAUGGCGACGCCAGGUCGACCGUCAUCUAUCGGGCCUUAGACAUCUUGCAUCGGAUCCACACGGCUUUUGUUACACCAGUCGGAAGUCAGUCCGAGCCUCAGCCAGCCGCAUCCUCACAAGGAACUGCAGAUCUCGAGGAUGCGAAGCGACGCCGUAUCCUACAUGCCCUGCUGGACUUGAUCUCCUUAGAAGGGAUCUACCCGUCGUUGUCCUCGGGAGUUGGCAUUCCUCUACAGCAAAGAGUGAUAUCCGUACUACCGGCUGGUGUUAUCGCAAAGCAGGCACAUUCACUGGCAAGCAGUAUUCCUCAUGAUAAAGACCUUCUUCAACAUGUUAUGACUAUUCUUCUGAACAUCCUUUUGGAUUCCAGACCAAGCAUCCAGCCAGUUAUCCGAGGUCGCAUUCUGAGUGAUAUAAUUAGUGGCGCAGCGGAUCUAGCGUUCAAUCCAAAUCUAGCCUCAACCUUGGACCAAACCAAGUUCCAGGAUGGAUUCGCCGAGGUCAUCGACCAGACUGCAAGUGUGAUGUUGCUGCCCACGCUAUCCAACUUUUUGCAGUCGGAUACUACACCUUGGUUCAAAGCGGCCAUUUCAAGCCAGAUAUCUCGUGUGCCACUUCGCUCAGGUGGUGUCUUACAAACCAUAAUGUUUAUCGCCUCGCAAUUCGCGCCAUCACUGGGACAAGAAGCCCAAACCGAGCUUUCUGCAGGCCCACAUUUCACAGUGCAAGCUAUUAUGCAGAUCUCGCGACUCCUUUCCUCCGUGCCACUGGGCGUUGAACCGGUGUCGUACUUCACUGCCAUCGCUCCUCAGCUUCUCACACUACUCGAUGGGCCGGAUCCAGAUCUCAAGAAGACUGUGUCUUAUGCUAUCGGUAAUGGCAUAUUGGGGAAACGCGCAUAUGGUGUUCCUGGAACUAUAGGCCACUCGAUUUUCCUUGAGCCUCUCUUUGGAGCACUGACGGCCGAGCUCAACGACGUUUCAGAACGGUGGAUGGUACAAUCCUCGGAUAUGGAGGGUUCGUCUACACUAAACACACGAGAAUCAUCAACAAACGCUCUUGUGAACGGCAGCAUGGUCAAUUUGGCAAUCAAGAGGCUUGAAAGCCUGGCCCUACAACAUCCAAAUCCAGGUCUCGUAAAGAGGAUCGUGUAUCCGAUUCUUCUUCCAUUGUGGGGCCUGGCAUGCUAUGCCAAAGAGCAUGAUCUAACAGAUUUUCACGAAAGAAUAAUGGCCUUGCUGAAAACGUAUUUUGGCAUUUCGGUUGGCGUUCAGCCACUCAAGAAACUUGUCGAUCAUCUUCUCUGGGACGGUGGCUCAACAUGGACCUACUUCACAGAGCCAAAAAGGCAAAUAGCACUGACAAGACGAACGAAACUUGAACGUGAUCGAACAAAUAUCAUCAAGUUGAUAGAUUCGCUCCAAUGUCGGACUGAUCUCUUUGUUAGUCUGCUAGGCUCAGACCCUAGUAGUGAGGAACGAACCGGGGAUAUUUUCCUCUACGUGAGCGAGCGUUGGCUGGUUCAGCCUCAAAUCUCCGACAAUGGUGCCAAGACUCAGAAGCUUGGUGAAUCAGACGAUGUCCUUCAAAAGCUGAUCAGCGCCAAGUUGGCAGAAAAAUUGCUUGACAACUUCAAAGAUACCUUGUCUCGCCGUCCGAUGCGAGUCUUGGAACUCAUCAAGCAAGUCAUUGAUGGAGAGCUGCGUCGACUGAAUUCCAGGGCCAGGCAACGUGAUCACUGGACUGAAAAUGUGUCGCUCUCUUCCCUUUCCAAUAUCGUAUCCGGCCAGAAGGAGCAAGAGGAUACUUCUGACAAGGAGUCAUCAGAGUCCUUAUCAACCGCUUUCAGCUUGCUAUCAACCGUACUGGCAUCCCCUGAAUUUUCCACUUCACAAGAGACCAAGCCGUUGCUCGAAUCGGUCAAGAGUCAUCUUGACCAGCUAAUUCCACUUCUCUCGCCGGCUAUGGCCAAGCCAGCAACAACCUCAUCAAUGCUGCUCGAGAUCCAACUCACGUCGCCAGAGCAUGAUGGUUCGAAACCAACACCUUCUCAUGUCGCCGACCUUGAGACACAUCGCCAAGCGUUGGUGAAUCUCAAUUCGAACCUGCCACCCGUCCAGGCCGAAGGUUUCUCAUUGCUGUCAAAGUUGAUCAUAAGUGGAUCGCCUGUACUUGAUAUCCCAUCAACGUUGACACUUCUUCUAUCCGUCAUUACUGAUAUGUCCGAGUCAACCGCAAACGAAGAGUUUAUUUACCUGAACGCGAUCAAGCUGAUCGGCACAUUGGCAUCGAGGCAUCCACGGACGGUGAUGAAGACUCUGGUGGACAGCUAUAUCGACAAGAAAGAGCAAAGAUCUCUAGACUCACGUCUGAGGCUUGGUGAGUCUCUGUUGCGCACCGUUCAAGACCUGGGUGAUGCCUUGACAGGUGACACCGCCAAAAUCCUCGGCGACGGUAUGGUUGCCCUGGCAGGCCGCCGAGGACACCGACCCGAAACGCAGAAGGGUCGCAAGGAGCAACUCGAAAAAGAGCAGCGCCGAAAGGAGCGAGAGGAGCGCAAGCAAAAAGAAGCUGUUCUGCCAGCAGGAUGCUUGAAGAGGAAAAGGGGCGAUGACUCUGACACAGAGUCUCCUGAACAGGUAGUACACGCUGCAAACAUCGUUGCAGCAUGGGCAGCCGGUGCAUCAACAGACGAAGAGCCCGACGACCUUCGCGUCCGUGCAUCGGCCCUUUCUAUCCUCGCCUCUGCAGUGCAAACCAACAUCCUAGGUCUCGGCCCAUCCGUUGUCUCAUCGGCUGUGGAUCUCGCCCUGGCCACUCUCACCCUGGAACCUGCCCCAGAGAGCGCCAUCCUCCGUCGCGCAAGUGUAAUCCUCCUCCUCGACAUAUUGAAAGCAUUAGACGCCGCUCGCGAAACAAGACACGGCAAGGAUGUUGGCUUCGGCUUCUCCCUUCACGAUGACACGUACAGUUUCGGUUCACAAGACCAAUCCGGCGGCCUAGUCACUGUCGGAAAUAUCCCUUCCAUGCUGCGCACGCUGGGCUUCGUUGAAACGAUCGAGACAGAUUCGAUUGUACGUGGACAUCUUCGUGCACUGAUCGAGAGCCUAGAAGCCUGGCUGGAGAAGUCGUUGAUGUGGGGAAUCGGUGCCCAGCGAGAUGACGAGCCACAUUUGGAGAUUGGAGAUCGGAUCGCUGGGUUGACCGUGAACCCAAUGACUGGGCGAGGCGACUCGACGAGGCCGAAGAUCGAGGAGAUAGAGUAA
Messenger RNA from Penicillium maclennaniae, 3414 nucleotides. RefSeq names its product RTP1/Tango6 family protein. Bases 1 to 3414 code for a protein of 1137 amino acids. Lineage: Eukaryota; Fungi; Ascomycota; Eurotiomycetes; Eurotiales; Aspergillaceae. The transcript is spliced from 4 exons. Gene Ontology annotation, biological process: protein secretion. The record is from RefSeq and is a predicted model, not a curated record.